CAUAAAUUGUUUUUAUGGGUUUAAACCAUAUUUAAAGGUGAAAAAUUGCCACGAAAAAAAAAAAGAAAACAAAUUUUUUGUCAUCAGAUAACCAACCUGUAUUGUAAGUUUGCCACUGAUCGAUUUGAGAGACUCAAGGUCAAAGAUGAACAAGGUUAAAGGAAAACAAAUCUACCAACAUUAAUGAUGAUAAUAUAAUGUGCUUUAAAAAAAAAAACCUUGCUUAUAUAUUACGGAAAACAACAAAUCCCUUUGCCAUAGGUUUGAUCUGGAAUUUACUUGGUAACUGGUUUCUCAGGUAAUUUCUGUGUCCCAUGCUUGUGUACUUCCCCUUUCAGCUUAUCAGUUUGUGAUGUCAGUCUUCCGUUUUCUCCUCCUAUAUAGGCUGACAGUUUAAAACCAUUGUCAGAUCAUCAGACUGUCUGUUUAAUAUUACUCUUUGCAGACAUUGAUUCACACAUACAAAUAUGGCUCGACUAGAUGUCACCGAAACUUUUCACAGUCUUAUGUUUCCUGGGCACAUGCAUACUCAAGACUCAUUGAAUUAUGCGACCAACUUCAAUUUUCAAGAUACAGAUACUGUAAUUGUCACCUACCCAAAAUCAGGAACCACAUGGAUGCAGGAAAUCAUCACUCUAGUUUUGAGUAAAGGGGACCCAACUGUAGCCCAAACUACGGCCAACUGGGCUCGUGCACCAUGGCUUGAGCAGUACUAUGCCGCUGAUAUUCUAAAAGCCUCUACCGGGCCUCGUAUUAUUACUACACAUCUGCCUUACCACCUGCUAGCACCGGCCCUGCAACAUUCCAAAGCAAAGGUUAUAUAUGUAGCCAGAAAUCCCAAAGAUGUGUCUGUUUCAUACUAUCACUUCCACAAGAUGGCCAAUUUUCUACCUGACCCAGGGACUUUCUCAGAUUUUCUGACUGAUUUCUUGAAGGGUGCAGUGCAUUAUGGCUCUUGGUUUGAUCAUGUCAAGGGCUGGACCAGUCACAAAAAAGAUAUUCAGAACUUUCUUUACAUCACGUAUGAGGAAAUGUGUCAGGAUCUUCAAGGGUCUAUUCAAAAGGUGAGCCAUUUCCUGCAGUGUCCUUUAACUGAGGAUGAGCUGAUCCUUAGUCAGAAGCACUCUAGCUUCAAUAGCAUGAAGGAAAAUCCCAUGGUGAACUACAAUCUCAUCACUCAGGAGAUCAUGGACCACAGCAAGGGCAAGUUCAUGAGGAAAGGUAAAGUCGGAGACUGGAAGAAUUUAUUCACUGAGGAGCAGAGUCGUCUUGCUGAUGACGUGUACUCUUCACAGAUGGCAGAUUCCUCACUGCUGUUUAAAUGGGAAUGGCCCCCGAGUACCAUUAACACUCCAGAAUCCCACACAGUCUAGACGCCGACUGGGAUAAAACUACAGAAACCAGAUGAGUCCUCUGCCCAAAUGUCACAUUGCAGCAGCCUGCAAUUGAACUGCUGGUUUUGUCUGGCCUGAGAACUGGGCCCCUGACUGAUCAUGGU
Messenger RNA from Carassius carassius (crucian carp), 1498 nucleotides. RefSeq names its product sulfotransferase 2B1-like. Bases 468 to 1373 code for a protein of 301 amino acids. Gene Ontology annotation, molecular function: sulfotransferase activity. Gene Ontology annotation, cellular component: cytoplasm. Lineage: Eukaryota; Metazoa; Chordata; Actinopteri; Cypriniformes; Cyprinidae. The record is from RefSeq and is a predicted model, not a curated record. Gene Ontology annotation, biological process: sulfation. The transcript has 6 exons.